ACAACAGUACAUGAAUGCAUUUCAUCAAUUGUACGACUCAAGGUUUGUUUAGAGGAUAUUCAGGAAAAUUAUUCUGAAAUUCUUAAUCCUGUUAUUUUGACAAUUCUCCGUAGUCGAGGCUUUUUUAGUGAUAUGCAAUAUCUUUCAGAGAUUUUACUUUCAAUUAAGGAUGCUAUUUUGUCAGUUAAAGCAAAUCGUUCUACACUUGCUGACUGUUAUAUUAAUUUGAUGAGAAUUGCUGUGGCAAUACAAAAUCUUCCUACUGAUGAAUAUAGAGGAUUUUGCAAUUAUUCAUACAAAGGUAUUGGAUUAAAAUUUGGUACAUUUCCUUUAAUUGCAAGUUAUGCUGGAAAGUUACGGCAACAAAUGGGCAAAUCUCAAGAAAGUUGUGAAGCUUUAAUUACACAACUGUAUAUAGAUCGAUUAGAAGGGUUGGCAAAAGUUUAUCAGUUCAAUUUAUCAAAUCCUAUAGAUCAACUUCGUUAUACUCAAAUUAUGGAAAUAACUCCUGAAAUAAUUCUGAUAUUGCAGAAACA
Messenger RNA from Dentiscutata erythropus, 536 nucleotides. The record is from the annotation of a GenBank genome assembly. Lineage: Eukaryota; Fungi; Glomeromycota; Glomeromycetes; Diversisporales; Gigasporaceae.